CUGAAAUGACUGACAGGAUCGAGCCGAUCCAAAGCGGGAUGAAUCUGCACUCCUUUGUUAGCCGCCGCUUACCUGGAGAACCAGCUGAAGUUGUGAUUGCAAACCCUCACGUUUGUCAUGCAGGUAGAGAACACCCACCCGAGGUGUUUUCUGGGUUUGCUGAGCUGCCUAUUCUUGGCUUGUCUCUACGUUGGCAGUUUGUACGUCUGGAGAAGCAGCUCACCAAGGGAUCAUCCCAGUGUGAUAAAGCGUCGCUGUGCUAGUGUGCUGCUGGUCUCUGCAGUGUCACCUGCAGUCGUGAAGACAUGGAUACACUGGGCUGAUGUCAAGGCGGACGUGUCUGUGUGGGAGUUGAUGGGACUUCGCAUGGACGGUUUGUUUGCUGCAUCCAUAUUACCUUUAUUACUUACUAUGGUUUUUUAUCUCGGCCCACUGGUUCACUCCGCUAUGGACAACCCCAAAGGCUUCACCGGGGAAAUGCAGUGUGCACUGGAUGUUCAGUCAUGGAGGCGGUGUGCGGGGGACGCAGUGUGGCUCAGAAACCAGGUGGUGGCACCAGUGACAGAGGAGCUGGUGUUCAGAGGGGCCAUGCUUCCUAUGUUGGUGCCCUGCACGGGACCCACAGGCGCUAUCGUCACAGCUCCACUGUUCUUUGGAGUUGCUCAUUUCCACCAUGUCAUAGAGGAGCAACGCCUUGGGAAAGAGAGCAUGAGUGUCAUCCUUCUGGUGGCAGGGAUGCAGUUCUUGUACACAACUGUUUUUGGUGCUUUUACUGCCUUUAUAUUCAUGAGAACUGGGCAUGUUGUCGGUCCAGUUUUGUGCCAUUCAUUUUGCAACAGUCAGGGCCUGCCUGACAUCAGCUCUGCCCUGCAACACCCUCACAGUUCAGCUCUGCUCUUCUCAUAUCUGAUAGGAGGCCUGCUGUUUCUGGUGCUGCUCUUCCCACUGACAGACCAGUACUUUUAUGGUCCCAUUCCCAUCUGCAGCCUGGCUCCCCCUCCAGCGUCGGUUUGCUGAAUGAAAUCGAAUUAAGUUAAAUGCGCUCCAGCUCUCCUUCUUUUACUCUGGAUUUCAUUUUGUGAUGUAAAAAGUUGCUGGGUUUUUUUUCUUUUUAACAAAACUGAAAAUCUAUGCGUGUAUAUAUGUCUGUGCGUGGGUUGGUCAGCAUGAGAGCAGAAUGAUUAGAGCAGUUUAGACAUUUCCUGCAUGGUCAAAAAUAUUUCCUACUGUAUUGAAACUCAAUGCCAGUACAACUUUCCCUGGUUAAAAGGGAGAAAAAGAGUGUGUGUGUGUGUGUGUGUGUGUGUGUGUGUGUGUGUGUGUGUGUGUGUGUGUGUGUGUGUGUGUGUGUGUGUGUGUGUGUGUGUGUGUGUGCGCGCGUGCAUGGCUGAGAAAAACAGAUGAACUGUGAAAGGGAAGGCAGUAGAAAAAAACACAUGCAGACAGAGAGAUGGAGACAGACACAAACACAGACGAUGUUGCCAGAAAAUACACAAAGGGAACCAAAGUGAGAGGCACAACUAAAACGUGUGCUAUUAGGACAAAUAAGGCUAUGGCAGUCAGAUUGUAGCAGUAAAUACAGAAAGAAGUGAGGGAAAAUGGUUGGAGUGGGCGGAGAAAAGGAAAGCGGAGAAAAUAAAGGAGAAAUGUAAAGGAAAAGUGGAGGGGGAAGAAGCUUAAAGUAUUUCCCCAGGGAAACUGAAAAUGUGAAGUAGCAGAGAGGAGGGAGAGGAGGUCAUUCAGGGUCUGUGGAAAUGGUUAAAGGUUGCAUUGGACAAUUAAGAUUUAUGAGUCAGACAGAUGUUUACAAAUUAAAACAGAGGGGUAAAGUCACGCAUGUUUCUGCACAUGUACUACGUGCAUAUCUUAGCUGUUCUUCAGUCAGUAAACUCUGGUCUUGACUAAAGUUUUUUUUAAUCCCAUUUCAACUGGUAAGGUUUUUUUUUAAGCCUUUAUUAGAUGGAAAAGGAGAAAAGUGGGGGAAAUGACACGCAGGAGAUGGUCUGUGGCAGAUAUGAACACAAACAGCCUUUGGCAUACGGGCUGCCUGUUUAACCACAUGUACAGACGCUCCUGCAGCAAAAAAAGAUCUGAUUUUUGUAGUGUGCUUCUGUACACCACCACAGUGGAUUCAACCACAUGUGAUUGAAGCACAGACUUUCAGCUUUAACUCAAAGGCUUUAACAAACAUAUUAUACUGGCUGUUUAGGAAUUACCGUUCCCCAUUUUCAGAGCCUCAAAAUGAAUUGGACAGUUGACUCAUAAGCAGGUUCGUACCACACUGAGGCCUGUUCUCUUGUUGUAUCAAACUAUUUAAUUUGUAACUUUUGAAUUGACCAAAUCAAAAGUCUUUCUAAAAAGAAUGAAUGCACUGGUUCUCUCAGCAACACCAAAAUACCUGAAAGACCACAGAAGAUGAAAGUGGAUGAUGACAGAAUUAUUUCCAUGGUUAAGAAAUGGUUAAGAAAAACAUCUUUACAAUAUCUAACAAUGUAAGAAGAUUCUCCAGUAGGUAGAGGUAAAGUCUCUAAAAGAGCCUGCACAGUUCAGAAAAAAAAAUAUUGGACAGAUGAAACAAAGUAUAACUUCUACCAGAACGAUGGCAAGAAAAAAGUUAGUAGAAGGAGAGAAACAGUGUGUCAGGCAUGGUGGAGGUAAUGUUAUGAUAUGAUAAUAUAUGGCUUUCAGUGAAACCAGGUAACUAGUGGAGGGUUGUUUUUUUUUUUUGAUGUAGUGACUCCUGGUAGAAAUAGCAGGAUUAAUACUGAAGCAUUCAAGGCUGUACACUCUGCUCAGAUUCAUCCAAAUGCUGCAAAAACUGAUUCGACAGCGUUUCAUGGUGAAAUAGAUACUGGCUCAAAGCAACCCAAGAGUUUCGCAAAGAAAAGAAAUGGGAUAUUUUUCAAUGGUAAGGGCCAGCCAUUGACUGCAAAGGACUUUCAGCCUAACCACCCAAGUAUUAACAUUAUGGGAGAUUGUCCAAUUACUUUUCAACCUCUGAAAUGGGGGGACAGUAAAUGCAAUACAUUUGUUAAACCCCUUGAAUUAAAGCUUUAAAAAAUAAAAUAAAUAAAAAUCUGGACUUCAAUCACAUCUAUAUUGUUUGAUUUAAAAUCUCCUGUGGUGGUGUACAGAGGCAAAACUACAAAAAAUGCAUCUCUUGCCAAAAACUUACUGACUUAAGUGGAUUCAUUAAGGCAACUUUAACUACACUGAGCAUUCAAAAUGCUUUUGCAUCCAAAUUCAUUCUCAAAUUGGCAUUAAAUCAUGCACAUAAGACAACAGUAUACUGCACCUACAAUAUUAAAAGAUUUGAAUUUGAACUCUGACUGAUGUUUCAGCUGGGCAAAUAACACUGUUUCAAAGUGCUGCUGGCUAAGAUGAGGACAGAGCUAGGGAUCAUCUUCAAAAUGAAGCACAGAAACGAGAUAGAACAAAAAUAAGCCCUACCUUCACUUUUACACAUUCUUCCAAACCAAAAUCACUUCAUAAGUCAAUCUCAUCCUGUCGCCGAUACCACAGCAUUGCAGCUUCACCUUUAUUGUUUGGCGCUGGGCAGUUUUUUAGCUUUAUCCGACUGCAGCUGUCUGCACCUGAAAAUGACACACGGCUCAUGAUGUAUGAUAUACAAGCAUCUCCUUUUCACGUUGUAGCGUCAGCCGCGGGUGUCACACUUGGAUGGAUUGAAUAUUUCAGAUUUAAAAGGAUUAAAAAAGCUUUUUUUUCCCAGAUCUUUAUUUAUUCGGGGCUAGACUGCUCAUUUGUCAGCAUGCUCCUUCCCUGCUUCGCUUUCCUACAUUUCAACUCAGUGAUUCUUGGCAUCUUUCCAGCUCAACAAGGUCUACUAAAUUUGUGGGACAUUGCUGCACUGACUCAAACUUGGCAGCAGGUUUUUGUAAGAAGCUUCUGAAAGAAAAAGGUGGAACCUGCUUCAUGGCUGGGAGUAUUAAACAAAGACAGUAGAGGAAAAAUGCAUAUUUUUGCAUUGUUUUAGGGAGUGAUUUACUUUGGUUAGACUUCUUUUUUUCUUAUUUACUUUAGAAAAGCUGUUUUUUGAGAGAAAAAGAGUAGGAAAAUGAGCCCGGAUCAAAUGAGGGACGUGGAUGUGUGCAAAAUGUGAAGUUUCCAGGAUAUAAAACGGUGCAGAAAUGAGUCAGACACAUGACCGUUCUACACAUCAGACGCCCGUCUGUCUCUUUGUUUCUCCUUUUGUGUCCUCUCCUUUCUUUUCGCAGUUGAUGCUUUUACCAUUACAAACACACACACGCGCACACACGAAUGCUCCCUCCCUGGAGAAAUAUUACUGUAUCGUGAAAUGCAGAGCAGAGAAGUGUCGUCCAUGUGUGCAUGCGUGUGUCUAUGGAAAAGCUGAGCCUGUCAUCUGGUAAAGAAAUAAUCUUUCAGGAAUUAUCCUCUCCCAGUUUUCUGUCCUCCCAUUCUGCCUCUCAGCAGUUUUUAAACCUUGACUCGCUGUUUGUCUGAGGUUUGUUUAUACAUGUGUGAUUCUGUACAUGCAGCUGACUCCUAUUGCAGUUAAUAAUACAUAAAUCAUUGCCUCCUUAUCCUUUGCUACUCAUGUUCCUUUUUAUUUCGCUGUGCUAAGCUUCUUUUUUUUACCUGCAGAGUUUGGUGGAGAAUGUUUUAUCUUGUUUUUCAGGUAAGCAAGUAAUGAAGGAACUUUUUAGCAUUUUCAGCCUGUAGUUGAGGCGAUGUUUGCACUGUGUGAUGAUUUAACUAUUAAUACGUAAAGGUUAAAAAUCAAAUGAGACACCUUCACUGCUUUGACAUAGCUUCAAUGCUUAUUUACCAACUUGCAGCUGACAAAACCGUCCAUACAUUUUUAGCCGAUGCAUCCAGUAAUUGUAGACUAUAACCAACGGGAAUUGAUCUCCUCGCGAUUUAACAACUGGAGAGCGACCCUGGUCGGUUCAGAUGUUUGUGGUAUAGAUUUGUUGACAGUGUGGGUGUGGAUGGAGGGCAUUUGUGUCUCCUGUGAAAGAUGAAGCAUGUGGACGUUGUAGAAGAAGUGGAUAAAAGUAUCCUCUUUUUCCUCCACUGAAAUUACCAGGAAUGCCUACAGUCUAUUAUUUAACCACAAGGCCACUGCUAAUUGUUUCAGUGUGUGUGUGUGUGUGUGUGUGUGUGUGUGUGUGUGUGUGUGUGUGUGUGUGUGUGUGUGUGUGUGUGUGUGUGUGUGUGUGU
Molecule: messenger RNA, 5202 nt
Organism: Pelmatolapia mariae (spotted tilapia)
Lineage: Eukaryota; Metazoa; Chordata; Actinopteri; Cichliformes; Cichlidae
Product: CAAX prenyl protease 2-like
Exons: 8
Coding region: 118-1017 (299 amino acids)
Biological process (GO): CAAX-box protein processing
Cellular component (GO): endoplasmic reticulum membrane
Molecular function (GO): metalloendopeptidase activity
Source: RefSeq, a predicted model, not a curated record